This is a messenger RNA of Paramacrobiotus metropolitanus, 1792 nucleotides long. RefSeq lists its product as uncharacterized. The record is from RefSeq and is a predicted model, not a curated record. Gene Ontology annotation, cellular component: histone acetyltransferase complex; transcription regulator complex. Gene Ontology annotation, molecular function: histone acetyltransferase activity; transcription coactivator activity; chromatin DNA binding. NCBI's taxonomy places the organism in Eukaryota, Metazoa, Tardigrada, Eutardigrada, Parachela, Macrobiotidae. The transcript has 3 exons. Gene Ontology annotation, biological process: positive regulation of transcription by RNA polymerase II. Bases 381 to 1274 code for a protein of 297 amino acids.
UCAUCUCGCUACGUACGAUUUCCAUUACCUACAGUACUGCAUUCUUUAAUUUCCUAUGCUUCGAAUUUCGAUUUUCGAACACCACUCGUAUCGGGCUUACGCCAGGGUCCAUGAUUAAACUGGUAAACUGCGAAAGCCCAGUCAGAUUAGUACCCAACAUCGGAUAGUUUUUAUUUUUGGGAUCUUGCCUCACUGGUGAGUAUUCCAUUGUCCAUCCGGAAAAGCCUGCUAUCAAGCUGGGGAAAUUAUUUACGUGGAUUUUGCCGUGACCAAGAAAGGCGCCUACUUAUCGCAAUAUCUGUAUUGACGGGCACUGGCUACAGCCUACAGGAUCCCAGUUGGAGAGUCCAACGAUAAACUGAUUUCUCUACUCCCGGAAAAUGAAUUCCCUCUACUCCCAUCCACACGCUGUAUCCCAGACUUCCGGGACUGCUCCCGACACGCAGACGCUGGAUGGGAAUCCUCUGCUGGCCGUCGACCGCUUCCCGGGCGGUGUGGGCAACGCUCAACCGCCCGAGCGUGACACUUCCAUGAACGGCCAUCCGAAUCCAUCGCAUCCGGUCGAAAAGGAUGACGGGAUGCUGGGCGGUGUGGUGGGCCUGCCGUCUGGCAGUGGUGACCUGUGGAACAGCGAACUGGACGCGUUCAUCAAGGGAAUGGAGCAGCUGGACUUGCAGGAUACCGAGAAUACCGAGAACUCCGAGUCGGGGAAGGGGAAAAAGCGCCCGGAUAUGAGCCCGGAGCCGCCGCGUGCUAAGCCGCCGGUGUCGCAGGAAGACCGUCUGGCCUCCAUCCAGCGCUGUAUCCAGUCUCUCGUGCACGGCAGCCAAUGCCGUGACCUUACCUGCCAGCUGCCCAGCUGUCAGAAGAUGAAGCGCGUCCUCUCGCAUACCAAGAACUGCAAACGCAAAUCCAGCGGCCAGUGCCCCAUCUGCAAGCAGCUGAUCCAGUUGUGCUGCUACCAUGCCAAGUCGUGCAACGACAGCAGAUGUCUGGUGCCCUUCUGCCCGCAGAUCCGCGCCAAAUGGAAACUGCAGCGCAAACAGCAGGAGAUCCAGCGCCAGCAGCAGGCGCGAUAUGCCCAAUUGUACCCGCCGCCCGCAGGGAUGCCGGCGCCCGCGGGACCGGGGUUGGGCGGCGACCCGCCGAGGAAUUCUCCGCCGGAAUUGCGGCUGCGCAUCCGCAAUAUGAUGAUGGGGAACCAGGAGCUGACGUCUGACCUCGUGAAGAAGGCAAGGAUGGAGGAUGGCGAAGGGAGUGGAGGCGGCGCAUAAAACCGUGUUUCACGAUAAGGCAAUAACCACGGCCCAGCCCCGUAUUACGCCUCGUCCAGACAGAUUAUCCAGGAAUGGGAAAUAAAGUUCCGGGAGUUGAUGGCCGGUAUUCGUAGUGGUAUAAGUUACUAUAGCUAACUAUCCAUAUCAAGCAUACCUCCGUGUUUCCCAUCGACGGCAUGCUCUUUCACCUUGAUCUGUUCAAUAAGGGUUUAGUACCUUUUUGAUCAUUAUCCAUGGUCUCAUUUUCACCCAUUUAUGUAUUUAAUAAUGUAGAUAAUUUGUAAGGAUCUAUAUGUGAAUAAGUAACGCAGGCUGUACAUUAGAUGCACUGUAAUUCCAUUUCCGGCCUUUUCUAUGGAAAUUUUCUGGAGAUAGCGCACCUUUAAUCUACAGUUGCUUACGGACUUAAGUAUACUUAAGUUCCAAUAUUAAGCGUGGAAAUAAUGGAAUGGCGCUUUAGUUUGUAUUUGAUCGAAUUGUUGUUUUCAAGAACGAUUAAAAUAAGUAUUUGCGUU